AUUCCCGUAGUGAAAAUUUCCACUUCAUUUAUCAAUAAAUAUAGAAGUUCGGACUUAUAACCUCUGCUGUUCAGUAUUGGCUGCACUCUGAAUCAACGUAAACUUUGUUCUUUGUCUGGGAGGAAACGAGGAGUGGGACAUUCCCGCCAAAAUAAUCCCAAAUGAGAUGAGCUUAUGGCAAAGAAACAAUUUUCUUCAUAUGCAAAUCAGUCCCAAAAAUUUUACUCUUAUCAAUCUACUUCAACUCUGCAGCAACUCCAAAUCGCUAAGCCAAGGCCAACAAGUUCACCAACAAAUCACAGUUUCUGGAUCACACUACGAUUCCUUCGUGGUCACCAAAUUGAUCCAAAUGUAUGCAGAUUGUGACGAUUUGACAUCAGCUUAUAAACUGUUUGAUAAAUUGCCACAACCAAAUGUUUUUACGUGGACUGCUAUUGUUGGGUUUUAUUUGAGACGUGGUAUGUAUGAGAAAUGUGUACAGAAUUAUGGGUUGAUGAAAUUUAGCGGUGUUUUGCCUGAUAACUAUGUAUUUCCAAAAGUCCUAAGAGCUUGCGCACACUUGUUGUGGUUGGAGGGGGGAACCUGGAUCCACAAAGACGUGAUUGUUUGUGGGUGCGAGUUCAAUUUGCAAGUUUGCAAUUCCUUGAUUGAUAUGUAUGCAAAAUGCGGAAAUGUUGGGAGCGCGAGGUGGGUUUUUGAGAGAAUGGGAGAGAGAGAUCUUUUGUCAUGGAAUUCGAUGAUGUCGGGCUAUGUGUAUAAUGGGUUGCUAGAUUCGGCUGUGGAGCUUUUAGGUUUCUUGAGAUUGAAUAGUUUUGAGCCUGAUGUUGUUACUUUGAAUACUUUAAUAGAUGCCUAUUGUAGAAUGGGUCUCUUUGAUGAAGCUUGGGGAGUGUUUAAACAGAUUGAAUAUCCCAAUAUCAUCUCGUGGACCACUUUGAUCUCAGGUUAUUCUAAGAUUGGAGAGCAUGAAAUAUCAUUACGGGUAUUCAGAGAUAUGGUUACUAGAGGAAUGGUCUCCCCUGAUUUAGAUUGUCUUUCUUGCGUCCUUGUCUCAUGCCGUCACCUUGGUGCUAUGAGGAGAGGGAAAGAACUUCAUGGUUAUGGGAUGAAAAUGGAAACUACAACUGCAUUUUAUGGUUCGGCUGGUGCUGCUUUGCUCAUAAUGUAUGCUAAAUGCAGGAGAAUUCAGGAUGCUAGAAAUGUAUUUGAACUGAUGGACAAAUCUGAUGUUGUUACUUGGAAUGCCAUGAUUCUUGGUUUUGUUGAACUAGAGUUGGGGCAAUUAGCACUUGAAUGUUUUAUUGAAAUGCAAAGAUUGGGUCUUAAGAAUGAUGAGACAACAAUAUCUACUAUUUUGCCUGUGUGUAGUUUGAAAUAUGGGAAUCAAAUUCAUGCUUACGUUAUGAAAAACCGCUAUCUCAAUUCAGUUGUUCCAGUUUGGAAUGCAGUGAUUCACAUGUACUGCAAAUGUGGAAGCAUUAGAUCUGCAUACUCUGUAUUUUCUGGCAUGGCCUUCAGAGACAUAGUUUCAUGGAACACAAUGAUUGGAGGAUUUGGCAUGCAUGGACAUGGCCAGGCUGCACUUGAACUUCAACAAGAAAUGAAUCAGUCAAGCCUUUGUCCUAAUUCUAUGACUUUCACUUCUUUACUAUCAGCUUGUAGUCAUUCAGGUCUAGUGGAUGAGGGGCUUAAACUCUUCCAGAGAAUGACUGAAGACUAUGCGUUAACCCCAAGAAUGGAACACUAUUCUUGUAUCGUUGACAUGCUAGCGCGCGCAGGUCAGUUUGCGGAUGCUGUGACAUUUAUUCAUAAAAUGCCUGUAGAGCCUGACAAGUCUAUUUGGGGAGCUUUACUAGCUGCCUGUCGGGAUUAUCAAAAUGUCGAAGUUGGGAAGCUGGCUGCUGAAAAUUUAAUCCACUUGGAACCUGAACAAGCAGGACACUAUGUAACAUUGUCAAAUAUAUAUGCAAGAGCUGGAAGAUGGGAUGAUGCUGUAAGGGUGAGAAAACAAAUGGAAAGCAGAGGACUUGUCAAGGCAUCAGGUCAAAGUUGGAUUGAAACUGUAAAUAUGGAAAUUGCAAAUCACAACUUUCAAUGAUUUUCUAAAGCAGUAAUACCAUAUGGCUCGUUUGAGGGCCAGCUUCAAAUCAGUGAGCUUGUAAAUAAGAGAAUGCCCCGCAUUCCAAAAGAGUGUGACUCAUCGGACAAGUUGAAUCCCUUAGAGUUUAGACACACUUUCGGACACAUUUUCUUCACCUGUCCUAGAGGCUAGAGCUUUGGAGGUUGGGCUACAUUUUCCUUUAUGCCUGCGUUCCACUUAAGUACAGAGUCUGAGCAUGCAAGAUAUACGGGAAGAAAUAACUUUACAGCUGCUUCAGCAGGAUCGGGGGUAAGAAUUUAUUGUUUUAAUUGUUUUCCUGCGAUGGCACAUUUGGGAGAGGCGGAACCAGCUUUCUUUUAAUCAUUAUUCAACUCCAUUCCAAGGGACAAUAGCUACAGCUAUCAACUAUUGUGAGGAAUUCAAGCAUAGUGCGGAUGGAAAUGCAGGAGGUAUAAUGGCCUUUUUGAUGCCCUUACUCUUGAAUCUCUUGCAUGCCGAGAGGCAAUCCUACUUGUGGCAAAGAAGGGUUUUCAUCAGAUAAUUCUUGAAGGGGAUUGUCAAACAGUGAUCAGAGUUCUUCAGGGUGAUUCGACUCGGCUGGAAGUCCAGGAUGUCAUCAAUGAUGUCAAACUCAUUGCUGCAUCUCGACAAUAUAUCCUUCUCCUUUGUAUAGAGAAGGAAGUAGAGCCCAUAGUCUAGCAUCUAAAUUCAUUAAUAAACUCA
Messenger RNA from Hevea brasiliensis (rubber tree), 2824 nucleotides. RefSeq names its product pentatricopeptide repeat-containing protein DOT4, chloroplastic-like. Lineage: Eukaryota; Viridiplantae; Streptophyta; Magnoliopsida; Malpighiales; Euphorbiaceae. The coding region runs from base 167 to 2098 and encodes 643 amino acids. The record is from RefSeq and is a predicted model, not a curated record. The transcript is spliced from 2 exons. Gene Ontology annotation, molecular function: RNA binding; protein binding. Gene Ontology annotation, cellular component: intracellular membrane-bounded organelle. Gene Ontology annotation, biological process: RNA modification.